AUGCAUUCAAAGCGGUACCAACAAGCUGCGCAUCAAGACGAGGAUGACUUGGGCUACAUGCAUCCCAUGGGUGGUUAUUUAGAUGGACCCACCUGGACGACAUAUACUCAGAGCCCAACAUCGGGGCAUCGAGGCCAACAACAAUACGAUCUCCUAGCUCGGUCCAGGAGCGACGAUUCCGAAUCGCCGCGGCCUGUGUCUCCCCUCCGUCCAAGCGAGGAAUACGAACGCUGUGUACCUUCGCAGGAGCCCUCUCCGGUACAGCCUACCGUGGAUCCCAAGCACAACACCAGAGUUCAGUGCACAGAUAGGUCCCCACCCUCUGGAGGUCACGAUGGUCUCCGAAAACGCAUGUGGACGCCCAUGUGGUUGUCCAAGACAGUGCUGUUUAUCUUUGCUCUUGUCUUUAUCUGCAUGACGCUGGCCACCGGCCUUUUGUACCACUUCUCCCAGGAAAACAAUGGCAUCAGCACCCAAAAAGAAGCUAAUCACUAUGGGUGGAAAUAUGGACCAACUGCCUUGCUUGUCGUCGUCGGGGCAUUAUGGAAGCAGGUCGAUCAUCAUAACAAGAUGCUAGUUCCUUGGAAAGAGUUGCAACAAGGCCCAUCUCCCGCUGACAAGUCACUAUUACUCGACUAUGUUUCUCCCAUUGUGCCCAACGCUCUUUGGCAGGCCAUCAAGAACCGCCACUGGGCUGUUGCCCUCUCCAUCACAGGUCACUUGCUGAUACUCGGCACGACCGUCUUCUCCACCGGUUUGCUGAUCCUCGAGACAACCGAGGUGACCAAGACCAGUCAAGACUUUGGCGUCAAGAGUGAGUUUCGGGUCAAAGACCCAAAAGAUGUCGACAUUGCGUUCAAGGUCGGCCCAGCUGCCGCCCAAUUGUACUACGGCAUUCACUUCCAGGGUCUGCAGUACCCUGCCGGGACCUCCGAGAACCUCAUCCUACCCGAGCUCCAGCUCCCAAACGGCGUGUCCGACGAUCUCAAUUAUACUCUGACAACCGAGGGCAUUCGCGUAGGUCUUGAUUGCGAGAUCCUGCCCAUCACCAAUGGAACCCAGGCGAGAAUGCCCUGGAAGAGUAUCCUGGGGUCAUUCAUUGUGACCAAUAUAUCGACUUCCGAUUGCAAGAUUAAUGGCGUCACGAUCGGCGUUGGCCCUGAUCACAACUACUACCAUCAAAAGAAUGCGACGCAAAACUACCAGGGACUCUUUGGGGUGUACCCUUGCAAUAUCGAUUGGAACUUUGCUACCCAGUAUCUCCAAGCGAAUGACAGCGACAAACGCGACAUGAUUCAAGAUAUCUAUGCGGACCAGCGGAUAGUUCUGUCUGUAGCCGACUUGAGGGUAGCGCCAUGGAACGUAUCGAAGGCCAACCCAGACUAUUUCUACGCUCAUGAAGUCAAGGUGGCACUCUGCAAGCCGAGGUACAAUCUGCAAUUCUUCGACGUGCAGGCCGCGAGUCUCGUCAAUAAUUCUGCUCGAGCAGUCUUGUCGUCCAUCUCAACAUCGGGCCGGAAACUGGUCUCUGGAUUGCCCGUUGGAGCCGUCGCCAGGGGUGUCGAAACCGCCUCCAAGGCCCUCUACCUUGGACCUGGUGGUGAGGACUAUGCUCUGUCACAGGUAGUGCCGACAUUCUUCCAGCUUAUGAGCAUGAAGAAUGGAAACUCGUCGGUUGGCGCGUUCCUUGACCCCGAUUUGCUGAUUGAGACGGGGACAAGCGUGUUCAACGGCAUUGCUGCUCAACUGAUGCGACAACUCGCUCUUCAGCCUAUGGAGAAGCAGGUGGCGGGAAAUAUCUCGUAUGUCGAGAACCGCCUGCAUGUCAAAGCACAGUCGACUGGUUUCAUGUGCGCCUUCCUAGCACUUCUCACACUGAUAGCCGUUGGCACAAUCUUUGUCCGGCCUCGUGAUGUGGUCCCUCAUGAGCCUGGCUCCGCUGCUACUACGGCUGCUAUUCUCGCGGCGAGUAAUUCUCUGCGCCAGACUCUGAUGAACAUGGGGUCCCUUCGUCAGAGCCAGAUCCGCUCACGGUUACAGGGCCUCGGCUUCCGAAGUGUAGUUGUCCCUGGACCAGAACCAGCCUUCGUGGUCGAGCCCGUUGCUCAGAGCAAAGAGCAGGUCUCGUAUAAAGCAAGCGCGGAAACACAUGCUGUGCCUUGGUGGUGGCCCAUUGCAGGUACACGUUGGUUCCUGUGCGUGACCAUUGUGUUGCCGCUGCUUCUCAUCGCCGCUCUGGAGAUCGUUCAACGUCUUUCGGACGCCAACACUGGGUUUGUCGACAUUGGUCCGUCAGACUCGAUCGUCCUCGCAACAUACAUCCCAGCCGCUGUAGUACUUGGAGUUGCCAGUAUGUAUUCUGCCGUCGAGUUCAUGGUCGCUGUCUUUGCUCCAUUCCACGCACUCAGGAAGGGCAGAGCUCCCGCGGAGCGAUCCAUCAGCCUGAACAUGGUUGGCAAGCUCUUGCCCCAUGCAGCUUUCAUGUCCUUCAAGACCCGGCACUUCGCGGUCCUUGUGGCCUUGCUUGCCAAUUUUAUCGGCAGCUUUCUGACGAUUGUCAUCUCUGGUCUUUAUAGCGCCAUCAACGUGCCUCAAGUUCAGGAUUUGGCGAUCCAGCAACUCGACACGUUCAACUUUGACAAUGUGGACCUGUCACUCAGCGACAACCAGGCUGCUGCCAUCGACAGUUUGAUCGAGUACCUCGACUUGGACUAUCCACAAUGGACUCAUGAGGGACUCGUGUACAACCAUUUCAAGCCGCCUCAGGUGAAGAUUCAGAAUUCGAGUACUGAAGCGCCGUUCACCAUCAACGUCCCGGCAUAUCGGCCAAAGCUGAACUGCACGCCUCUUGUCGAGAAACGAGAGGUAAAAAUGGUCAUGGUCGAUGCCAAAGGGAACUACACCCAGAACAUCCCGGGACAGAACGGGUUCACCGAGGCCAUCCAGGGCUACAUGCAGGUUGGUUUCAACACCACCUUGGAUUAUGCUAAAUGGUGCGAGACUUCCCCAAACAAGAAUUUGACGGGAAAUUGGUGGAUGGAGUCGUUUCUCAUGCCUUAUACCUCGAACCCAGUAUACAUGGGGCAGGCCUCGGUCAUGCAAUGGGACCGCCAGUCCAUCUCGGGCAACGGUGCUAUCAAUACCAAUCCUACCACCGGCGAUGGCUACGGUGCCAACGGACUGAGCACUGGGAAUAAUGGCUGCCCGACCUUUGCGCUCACUCUCGGGACCGUCCAAGUCAAGAGCCUCAAGCAGAUCGGGAAGAGUUCCGCCAAAUGGAACAUCGAGUAUGAUCUCGAAACUGUGAUGUGCUACCAGAACCUGGAACAGGUGGAAACGAAUCUUACCUGGAGCCUGCCUGACUUUCAGUUCACCAGCUCAGGCAAGCCCAAGGUCGAUGAGUCUACGGCGUCCCUGGUGAGGAACGGUACAGGAAGCUAUCGGUACGAAUACGCCAUUAAUGCUUGGCUAGAGGGCCUGAGCGACUCUGUCUACAACCGCACCGUUCCGGGUCCGAACAACACGAGUCCGGCCUACGCCAAUAUCGACCAGUUCAUCUCGGCGCUCGUGCAUGGCAAGGCUGGACGGCCUCUCGAGGAAUACCUUGGGGAGAAGGGCAGGGAUAAGUUGGCUGAAGGAGCCAGCCGCCUGUACGAGGUCUAUAUGGCCCAGGCCAUGUCCUUGAACAUGCGCAGCAACUCUACUGACGGCACUCGACUGCCAUCGUACAACGGAACCUUGACAACAUCAGGGCACCGGCGACUGAAGCAGAACAAGCCCACCAAGAUUGCACUCCAGGCCAUGCUCGCGACCAUGGUCGUCUGCGCCAUCGCAACGACGCAGCUGAUGGAGGUCCGAGGUGUCCUGCCACAUAACCCGUGCUCAAUCGCUGGUACAGCGACGCUCCUCGCCGGCGGCGAAAUGACUACACCUGAAUUCGUUCCUCCCGGAUCAGAAUGGCGCAAUGAUGGAGAACUAGCUCAAUCAGGAGUGUUUAGCAGGAGUGUCUAUACGCUUAAGUGGUGGGACACUACCGAUUCACACAUGCGGGAGAAGCAGCGGUACGGUGUCGAUGUGGACCGUGCUAUUGGAUAA
Molecule: messenger RNA, 4095 nt
Organism: Fusarium keratoplasticum
Lineage: Eukaryota; Fungi; Ascomycota; Sordariomycetes; Hypocreales; Nectriaceae
Exons: 4
Coding region: 1-4095 (1364 amino acids)
Source: RefSeq, a predicted model, not a curated record